AUGGGCGGAGAAUCUGAGCAACGAUGUGGAGAGGAUGGCCCUGGUGGAGCAGCUCUGAAGGAUAUCGGUGACCAACUCCAACCAAGAAGUGAGGAUGAGGGACCGUAUGAGGAGCCGAGAUACUCCAAGAUCGAUGAAAAGAGGCCAAAGCGUCAUAUUCCAGAAGACUCGAUCAUGUCUGACGUCGUUGAGACAGUGAAAGCGUCGAAUCAUCACCCAAAGCAAAACCCAGGGGUGAUUGGGCGCAUCACCCAGUCUCUGAACCCAUUCGGUCCUUCAGAGCCUUCUACAAUCCCCGAGAAGGUGACUAAGAAGCAGCCGAGCCACAAAUCGGAAACCUCAAGAGAAAACAAACUUCAAAAAGAAGUAACCCAAUUGCGAACUGAUAAGAUUGCUCUGAGCACAAGUCUCAAGGACUUAACAAUCAAGUUCAAUUUGCAAACCAAUGACCUUGAUGGCAAAAAGCACUUGAUCAAGCAAUGGGAAGAUUGGAAACUUAAGUCUGACGAGCACUGGCGCAAACGCGGAGAGGAACUCAGGAAAGCAGAAAGCACUUACAAUCGCUUAUUUGAUGACUAUAAAAAGCUCAAGCGGGCAAAGGAAGAUCUCGAAACCGAGCUUAACGAGGAAAGAGAUGUGAACAAGACUCUGAGACAAGAUAUCCAGAGCCAAGAGGUCGUGGUUACUGAGGCGCAUUCGAGAGCCAUAUCACUACUGGCAGGCCAUGUCUCAAGCGACUUUCCUGAUGACCAGGUUCGAACUGAACUGGGAGAUCUGUUUGAGAAGUGCUCUGAGUGGUGUAUAGACAAUCGCUUGCUGCUGAUUGAAAAGGUCGAAAACACUCGAAACUUGCUGCUUGCUGAAGGCAUCAUCAACGAUCUCGAUGGCGAGGAGCAUCUACGAUUCGACCUGACGCACAGAACAGCUACGGCGGUAUUGCUACAGGCUGCACUAACGAAGACGCUCAUGCAGACCUUUCUCGGAAAUCCAUUCUUCCUGGGCCAAAAUUGCCUAAACAAAACAGCCCUGCAAGGAGGCGCCAGCGCAGAAGCGACGGUGACGUGGAGGAUCCAGACUUGCCAAUACCUAGAGCAUGCAUUUCCCCCGCAUGAACAAGGACUACAAGCAUGUGCCGAGGGCUUCGCAAAGACCUACGAACCCCUCAUCGAGCCCCUUGACAGAGAAAGCCUCACGCAGCUUACCAAGCUUUUCGAGACCACAUGCAGCCUUGCGCUCAGACUCUGGAAGCUAAGAACCAAUAUCCGCAUCGAAGCGCUGGGCGAUGCAACCCUCCACCAGUUCCAGAGCAUGUUCGGCGACAUGGAGGCGCACCCAACCGUCGGUCUCUUGAAAGGUGAUAAGCGGUUCGACGGUCGCCCGAUUUGUGUGGUAGUGCGCCCGCGAAUUGUCUCGGAGCCAGUGGAAUCUGAGAAUCGCGGACGAGGCAUUGUCUGGUCGCCUGCGCAGGUUUGGGUGUCUAAUUGGGAGGAUGCAGUGUAUUAG
Messenger RNA from Fusarium verticillioides 7600, 1503 nucleotides. RefSeq lists its product as hypothetical. Lineage: Eukaryota; Fungi; Ascomycota; Sordariomycetes; Hypocreales; Nectriaceae. Bases 1 to 1503 code for a protein of 500 amino acids. The record is from RefSeq and is a predicted model, not a curated record. The transcript is spliced from 4 exons.